Molecule: messenger RNA, 1674 nt
Organism: Lolium perenne
Lineage: Eukaryota; Viridiplantae; Streptophyta; Magnoliopsida; Poales; Poaceae
Source: RefSeq, a predicted model, not a curated record
UUGCUUGGGAUCGCGCGCGACGGUCCUGAUCAAGCCCGCCGUCUCCUUCAUCGAUCAACCUGCUCCAUCGGAACUUGUCAACUGUGUGACGUACUGCUACUCUCGCCUUCCUCCGCUCUUUUUGUUCAGCGUGGUCGAGUAUAAAUCUGGGUGUGCUCUCGACCGGUUUCUGACACGCCGGCGACGACACAGAAAAGGCUCCAAGGAACACCGGUCCCUCUCUCCUGGGUGCGCCGCGCCGCGCGCGCGCGGGCGACCUGAUGCUGCCAUCCAGGCCGAGAUCGGGGUCGUGGGGAGGUGGGACUCUCACUCCGACUCCUCCGGCUUCCAUUUCCCAGGCGACUCCUCGGCACGAGCGCAGCAGCGUGGCAGCGGCGGUGGCGACAUGACCAUGGCGACGGAGCAGACAGAGACGACGAUGCUGGAGUCGCUGAUCCGCCAGACCAGGGAGCUGGAGCAGGCCAAGGUCGCGCUCGAGGAGGCCAGGCUCGAGCUCGCCACGCUGCGAGGGCAGCAAGGCGCGCCGGCCGCCGCCAACGGGCCCGCGUGGAGCGUCAUGGACCUCAUGUUCGGCGGCGUCGACGAGGAGAUCAACGGGCUGCGGGCCAGGCUCCGGGCGGCGGUGCUCGCCGAGGACAAGAAUAGAAAGGCCGCGGACGACCUCGCCGCCGCGCUGUCCGCCGUCACCAUGGAGGCCAAGCAGGUCAAGGCGUGGCUCUCCGACGCGCAGGCCGACCUGGAGCGCGCCGACGCCGAGGCCGGCCGGCUCGAGUCGCUGCUGCGCGCCACCGAGGCGGAGCUGCGGUCCGCCACCGACCAGCUCGACGCCAUCACGUCCGAGUGGAAGGAGGCAGCGGACGCGUGGCGCGGGCGGGAGAAGGCGCUGCUCGCGCGCGCCCGCGCGGCGGAGGACGACGCGGACGGGGCCCGGCGGGAGAACGCCGAGCUCGCCGGGCUGCACCGGGCGACCGACGGCGAGAACGGCGCCCUGCGGCGCGCGCUGGAGCGGGCCGUGGAGGAGGCCAACGCGGCCAGCGAGUCGCUCGAGUUCGCCACCGGCGAGAACUCGAGGCUGCGCGACGCCCUCGCCGAGAAGGAUAACGCCGUGGAGUCCCUCAGGCAGGAGAACGAGGCCCUAAAGGCUAGCGAGGCCGCGGCGCAGGGGCGCGCCAAGGACCUCGACGACCAGCUCGCGGCUGCAACCAAAAAAGCCACCACCACCGAUCGUGCCGCGGAGCUGCCGCUGGAGAAGUGGAGAAAUGAAGCUCAGGGCAAGCUCAGCGCGGCGUUCCUGGCGGACUCCGGCAGGGUGCUGGCCACGAGCCGGAAGGACCGCAUGUUCGCGUCCAUCAGCAACAUCGCGGAGCUCAGGUCCGCGGCGGCUGCGGCGGCCAUGGACGACUACGACUACGAGUUCGAUCACUUCGACGACGGGCGGCAGUACGGCGGCCUGGAGCACGCCAUGAAGCACAGGAAGAGGAGGUCCGUUCUGAGGAAGUUCGGGGACUUCUUCAGGAGGAGAAGUUUUCACAAGUCUGAAUUUGUGCCGGUGCCGCACUACACUACAGUAGCUACCAAGGAUCUUACUAGAUAGAUACUAUUUGCGUGAUGCUUGCGUUGUGUGCUCGCUUGAUACUACAAAAUGCACACAUAAUAAAAAUGACUUGUAUAUUA